CUGAUUCUUCGACUAUACACAAACAGACGUACUGACACACUCUCAAACGCACAUGCAUACUCACACACCGGCAUACACAAGCACUUCGGAGUAGAGACCGAAAAUAGGAAUGCUCACUACGAAGUGGUGAUCGCGACUCGUCUCAGACGCAACAUGAGGCCCGAACAGGCGUGUAAUGCUGUCUCCAAGGCGACUGUUCAGUCCGUUACGGCUGCUCGAUACAAAAGUCGACAUGCACAGGCCGCGGGGCCAGAGCUGGAGUGA
Messenger RNA from Protopolystoma xenopodis, 264 nucleotides. The record is from the annotation of a GenBank genome assembly. NCBI's taxonomy places the organism in Eukaryota, Metazoa, Platyhelminthes, Monogenea, Polystomatidea, Polystomatidae.